AUGGCGCAGGAGGAGGUCCACGACGCCGGCCUGGCGCUGGGACUGUCCCUGGGCGGAGGGGGCCGAGGCGGAGGCGACGGGUCGUCGUCGGCGCACCGCGGCAACAACAGCAGCAGCCGGCUGACCCUGUGGGAGGCGGCGCCGUCGCUGGAGCCGUCGCUGACCCUCAGCAUGCCGGAAGACACCACCAUGACCAGCACCGCGUCCGGCGGCGUGUCGUCCAUGUCAGUGGGGGGCGCGGUGAAGAGGGAGCGCGCGGAGGAGGCGGACCUGGGCGAGAUGGUGUCGUCCACGGCGGCCGGCGCCGAGGAGGACGACGACGGCAGCACGCGGAAGAAGCUGAGGCUCACCAAGGAGCAGUCCGCGCUCCUGGAGGACCGCUUCAAGGAGCACAGCACCCUCAACCCGAAGCAGAAAGUGGCUUUAGCCAAGCAGCUAAACCUCAGGCCAAGGCAGGUGGAAGUCUGGUUCCAGAACAGAAGAGCCAGGACGAAGCUGAAGCAGACGGAGGUGGACUGCGAGUUCCUGAAGCGCUGCUGCGAGACGCUCACCGAGGAGAACCGCCGGCUGCAGCGGGAGCUGCAGGAGCUCCGCGCCAUCAAGUUCGCCCCGCCGCCACCGCCCAACAACGCCAGCCAACACCCCGGGACGCCGUCCUCCGCCGCGGCCCCUCCGGCGCCGUUUUACAUGCAGCUGCCGGCCGCCACGCUGACCAUCUGCCCGUCCUGCGAGCGCCUCGGCGGAACCGCCGCCACCGCCGCCGGCAAGGUCGACCCCGACAGGCCCAAGGCCGCCACCCACCACUUCUUCAACCCCUUUACCCACUCCGCCGCCUGCUGA
Molecule: messenger RNA, 840 nt
Organism: Triticum turgidum subsp. durum (durum wheat)
Lineage: Eukaryota; Viridiplantae; Streptophyta; Magnoliopsida; Poales; Poaceae
Source: the annotation of a GenBank genome assembly